Messenger RNA from Ixodes scapularis (black-legged tick), 2259 nucleotides. RefSeq lists its product as uncharacterized. The transcript has 6 exons. NCBI's taxonomy places the organism in Eukaryota, Metazoa, Arthropoda, Arachnida, Ixodida, Ixodidae. The record is from RefSeq and is a predicted model, not a curated record. The coding region runs from base 354 to 2072 and encodes 572 amino acids.
GCGAAUAGGGACAGCCCGCCAAGCCGGGUGCGUGCAUUCGCUCCUGUAGGAGAGAAUGGAGAGAACUUCGGCGUUUUGGGCCUCUGGCGGCUGAUGGCGGCCGGCUCUGCUUGAACCGCGAAGCUGCCUUCUCCUGGUCACGACCGGCUUUAGGCUUUAGAGCCGGUCGUGCUGCUGGUAACGUUACGCCGUUACCACCGUUACGCUUACGCUGGCUACGCUCCUAAAGCCCCACCCACAAGACCUAGAAGCCCAGCGGGCACCUAGCGACACCUGUCGUCGCUUGGCGGAAACGGAGACAUCAUCAAUAAAAGCAGGCAAAGACAACAAAACACCACCCAAUAAACACCACCAUGGAUGCGGAGUUCGUCUGCAUCUCUGAAAAUAUUUUGGAAGGUGUCCAACGCGAAAAAGACACUGUCAACAAGACCGAUGUGGUGGGCACGCUUGUGUUGGCCUUCCCGAAGACCUCUGGAAAUGUGAACUGUGACGCAGGCUCGUUAAUGCAUCGUUGGCAUCGUAGCAGUCGACUCCGUGAACCGGCUCUGCGAGUUGCCGGGCCGACCGCCAUUGCUUCGCUCGCUUCUCGCAAAAUGCUACAUUGGAGAGGAAAGCCGGCUCUUGUGAAGCGAUUCAACGAUCCCAGCCAGUGCAAAACGAGCGACAUUGCGCAGGACCGCCAGAAGUUAAAAGAGCAGUCGGGAUUGAACAGGAGGCUCCUUUGCCGCGCCUUUUACUACCAGCUCCAGUACCACGAGGCGCGUGCUGCCUUGAGUGCCGAAAGAACGUUUCCGAGUGCAUGCUCACUCACAGGCGUUUAUUCCAUUCACCGCACCUCACCCGGUCGCAAUGUGGGGCGACAUUCUACUCCGAUCAACUCCGAUUCUGCUGUGAGCCUCCGUAGCUCAGUGCACUCGGAAGGGUGGAUCGUUUGGGAGCUACCGAAGGAGCACUCUGAGCUUUCGUUCUUAGCUGCGAUGCAGCGUUGGCUCGGUAAUAUGCAGCUCACGGAGCGUUCUUCCUUACUGUCUCCCACGGAUACCCACGAGCAUCACUGUGCCGCACUGGUAGAUAGCGACGUCUCGGGGCCUGUGCCCCGGUUCCUAGCGUGUCAAUCGCACGACAAGAUCAUGCUCGUAUUCCACACCGUCGCUGCCGAUCCUACCACUAUUUCGGGCUCCUUUUGCAAGUGCGACGCGGCCUUCCGACUCGCCUUCAACGAUUGUCGUUCUUCGAAAGGCUCUUACAACGUCGUGAUCGCAAGUCCCUUCAGGCGAGACUCCCUCGUGGAGACGUUCAAGGCUGUGAGCAUAAAGACUACUUUGUUUCUCUUCCUAUACAAGACGAAACCGAGGUCCGGAUCUUGGGAAACCCUGAGCGUCGGCACCCGCUUCGAUCGACUCCAAAUGUUGCCCUUAGAUCCUGUAGCCCCUUCAUUACACACAGAGAAAAUAUUCAUCGGCUCUUCAGGUCGCAACGGUUCCAUAGUCAAUAGCAUCACAACUGGAACGGUGCUGCACUCAGGAAGUACAGAGGAAGCUCAUGCUUGCAAUGGACUUUUGGCAUUAUCACAAGUGGACUGUCCAGUGCUUGAAGCAGACAAGCCUUCUGUCAUUGUUCCUGCAUUUGUACGGCAGCACAGGUCACUCUCGGAGUCCUGUGCUUAUCAGAUUCCAGUGGGUUCUCCUCGAGGCAUUUUGAAGAACAGUUUGAGUUGGAGGCGUACCAUGUCGGAGUCCAGCGACGAUUUCCCUUACACCCUGGAUUCUGAGCUCUCAUUUCCUGCCAGCUCCCUGGACAGCAUUCAGCCAAAAAAAUCUGUCAGUUUCAGCGAUCAGAUCAGCCACAUCACCUACAGAGCGAAUUCCAGUAUAUUAGCACGGCGCCGGAGAAACCAAAAGAAAGCCGCCAACAAGAAAAAGGCAGCCGCACGACGGGCCCUAAGUCGUUCUGACUCAACGGACACCUCUGGAGUGAGCAGUGGCAGUGAAGCAAGUCUGGAGGAUGUGUCACAAAUUUGCGUUCGGGCUGCUUUCAAAGAGUCCACCAAAGCUGAGCAGCUUGUUGCGUAGCAGUGUCCCCCUUCGGUAAAGUGAUGCACUGUGGUGUUGAAAGGGAUUCUGCGUGGUCAGGUAUACUGUGCUUUCUCCUACAGACAACUCUAGUUUGCAUUAGUUUCCAAUAGGCUUAAAUGAUGCAGCAUGUCUUGCAGCAUGCUGCAGCUGCAUGCUCAUAUUCUUCACAUUUUUAAUACCUUAC